This is a messenger RNA of Eutrema salsugineum, 1757 nucleotides long. Its product is annotated as ran-binding protein M homolog. The record is from RefSeq and is a predicted model, not a curated record. Gene Ontology annotation, molecular function: protein binding. The coding region runs from base 163 to 1599 and encodes 478 amino acids. The transcript is spliced from 10 exons. Lineage: Eukaryota; Viridiplantae; Streptophyta; Magnoliopsida; Brassicales; Brassicaceae. Gene Ontology annotation, cellular component: cytoplasm. Gene Ontology annotation, biological process: cell surface receptor signaling pathway; cytoskeleton organization.
GGCAUUUUGAAGAAAGGAUCGAAUUGUCCUGACAGAAGAAGAAAUCUCAUCAGAAUCCAGUGUUUGUAGAGUCCGAAAGCUCAAAGCCCUCUUUUGAAAAUCAUCUUGGAAUUCAAAAUUUUCUAGGGUUUCUCUCUCUGUGAUCCAAUCUUGGGAAACCGAAUGAACUCUUUACCGUCGACGGCGAAUUCCGACAACGGCCGCCACGAAAACGGCGAGACGAGCACCGGAGAUGCUCGAGAUCGAGAUCUGAUGUUAAAUUUCUUAGGCAAGGUUCGUCUCUCCGCUACUACGCGUGGUGAUGCAAAGGAGGAAGAUGAAGGCGAGGAAUCGCCGACGGAGCUUAACACGAUUAAUAGCGCAGGCGGGUUUUUGAUUGUCUCUCCCGAUAAGCUUUCCGUCAAGUACACGAAUACGAACCUUCACGGUCACGACGUAGGCGUUGUUCAGGCUAAUAAACCUGCUCCGUUCAAGUGUCUCACUUACUACUUCGAGAUUUUUGUCAAGGAUGCUGGCUCUAAAGGGCAAGUCGCUAUUGGUUUCACUAAGGAGAGCUUCAAAAUGCGGAGACAGCCCGGAUGGGAAGUGAAUAGCUGUGGCUACCAUGGGGAUGAUGGACAUCUAUAUCGAGGAAAGGGAACGGGUGAAGCCUUUGGUCCAACUUUUACUAAAGGUGAUACUGUUGGCGGUGGUAUAAACUACGCUUCGCAGGAGUUCUUUUUCACUAAAAACGGAGCUCUUGUGGGGAAAAUCCCUAAGGACAUAAAGGGUGAUCUCUUCCCCACUGUAGCUGUACAUAGCCAAAAUGAGGAGGUCUCUGUCAAUUUUGGGAGGAAUAAGUUUGCUUUCGAUGUUAAGGGAUAUGAAGCAUCAGAGAGGAAUAAGCAACAAAUUGCUAUCGAGAAAAUAUCCAUACCUCCAAACAUUGGUUAUGGGCUUGUGAAGACCUACUUGCUACACUAUGGGUAUGAGGAGACACUUAAUGCUUUCGACCUUGCUACUAAAACUACAGUUCCUCCAAUUCAUAUAGCUCAAGAGGAUGCUAUUGAUGAGGAUGAUUCAUCAUAUGAUUUGCAUCAUAGAAAGACUCUUAGAGAGCUUGUCAGAACUGGUGAGAUCAGUGCUGCGCUGGAAGCACUCCGGACUUUGUAUCCCCAAAUUGUACAGGAUGAUAGAUCGGUAGUUUGUUUCCUCCUUCACUGUCAAAGGUUUAUUGAACUAGUACGGGACGGAAAACUUGAAAAAGCUGUCAAGUAUGGCAGACUCGAGUUAGCUAAAUUUGUUGGGUUAACGGGGUUUCAAGAUAUAGUCGAGGACUGCUUUGCCUUGCUAGUGUAUGAAAAUCCCGAAGAAUCAUCAGUCGGGUAUUUCCUAAAAGAUUCACAGAGGGAACUAGUGGCUGAUGCAGUGAAUGCAGCGAUUCUAUCAACAAAUCCGAAUAACAACAAUGUGCAGAGAAGCUGCCACUUGCAUUCCCAUCUGGAGAAACUGCUCAGACAACUAACUGUGUGCUGUUUGGAAAGGCGGUCACUGAAUGGAGACCAAGGCGAGACAUUCCGGCUUCACCGUGUUCUUAGCAACAACAGUACAAGAAGAUAAAAUUGGGUUAGCCGGGCAUUCUCUUUUGAAAACUCUGGUUUGUUUGGUUGUUUAAAUCAUAGGUGGCUUUUGUUCAUACCUGUGUGAUAUUAUGUUGAACUUUUCCAUUAUGUAAAAAAGAAAGUUUAAAAAUAAACUGGCAGUUAUGUUUCUCCAAA